This is a messenger RNA of Rodentolepis nana, 414 nucleotides long. NCBI's taxonomy places the organism in Eukaryota, Metazoa, Platyhelminthes, Cestoda, Cyclophyllidea, Hymenolepididae. The record is from the annotation of a GenBank genome assembly.
AUGUCGCGCUCUCGUUCGUCUACCAAAGUCUAUGUUGGGGAUCUGCCACGAGAUGCUUCUGAAAAGGAGUUAGCUCGUGUUUUUGAUCGUUAUGGUACUGUGAGGAACGUAUGGGUUGCUCGAAAUCCUCCGGGAUUUGCUUUCAUUGAAUUUGAUGACCCUGCUGAUGCUGAGGAUGCUGUUCGCGAUCUUGACGGAACGGUCAUAUGUGGUGUUCGUGCUCGAGUUGAGUUAAGUAACGGAAGGACUCGCCCAAAACCAUGGAUUCGUGGAGAUCGUGGUCGCGAUUCUGAUCGCCGUGGUGAUAGGCGCGCUCGGCCUUUUGACCCCAAUGACAGAUGCUUCGAAUGUGGUGAACGCGGGCACUACGCCUACGAUUGUCGUCGUCGUAGAUCUUCGAGACGUUCCAGGUAG